AUGGAGACGCCGGUGGAGCAGUCGGAGAAUCGGCUACGACGUCAACGUCCGCGUCCGUCGCACUCUCCCGGCGUGAUGUCGACUACGACGACUACCACAGAUGGCUUAGCGAGUGGCACGGAGGAGAGUGGUAGUUCGCUGCUACGUCAAGAUCCUCAGUUGGCAGCUGUUUUGGGUGGCCUUCCCAGUUCAUCGAAGGAACUUCUACGGCGUAUUGAGCGACAACAGGACGACAUUCGUCUUCUACAGGAGGAGAAUACGCGGUUGCGGGCACGUGAAGUUGAGGUUUCUGCGCUGACGCUGCGUCUGCAGCAGCAAUUUGGAGCGACCCAGUCACAGGUGGACCGCCUCAAGUCACAAAUACGCAUGGAACUGACAAACCCCAUAACGGAGGAGGAGUACAGGGCGAUUGAAUCCUUGGAGGAGGGGAAGCGGGAUUUGCUGGACACCGUGAAGCUUGGUAUUUACCAACAGCUUGGGUCAAUGCGGGCGGCAAAGGAUUCGGCGGUGCAGCGGUCGACGGAAAUGGCGACGGAGACGACACGGCUCACCCGUGAGAACAGGGAACUUCAGCAGCAGCUGAAGGAACUGGAGGCGGCUGUGGAGGCGGAGCGGCGGUCCUUGCGACGUCAGCUGCAAGAAAUGGAGCAGCGCGGCAGCGGCGUGGUAGAGCUCGAGGGAAAAGUUCGGGACUUGGAGUCAAGACUGAAGAACGCGUACGUGGAUCAGGAGCAGUACUUGACGGCGAAGCUCAAUGCAUCUCUCAAGACAGAGGAGGUCACACGACUGGGGGUGCGGCUUCGCGAGGCGGAGAUGGAGGCAGAGCGAUACAAAACAGUUGCUGAGUGCUCCGAGCAGAAGCUCGACAUCCUCAAAUCCGAGUAUUAUGAACUACGGCUGAAAAACAGUCAGCGGGUGAUGGAGCUCGAGGCAUGCCUCAGGGGGGCGGAGGAGAAGUUGAAGACACUCUCUGACCUCGAGCUGGAAUCGGAACUGUUCGUGUCAAACAUGGCGAUGCAGUCGGAGGGGCAAAUGAUGCUUACUGCAGCUGCUGCGUUCACAGCGGCGGGGGGUGACGGCGCACCUGCGGCCUCGUCUUCCGCAGCCCCACUAAGUAACUAUGAGAGCUGGCUCGCCUUGCCGCGGUCACGCAAAUUAGCGCACACGCUCACUGUGACGAAGCGGUGUCUGCAGUUAGAGAAUCGCCUCUCUGCCUUACAGUACGACGUGGAAUUCAAAGAUAAGCAGAUUGCGCGGUUGCAGGCCUCACUUGAUAUGGCCCGAGAGGCGUUGAACAACUCCAACAGUCCCUUUGCCAUGGUGGAGCGCACCGUGGAGCGACUCACGCAGGAAAACGAGGAGCUUCACAACAAGGUUAUGACUCUGUCAGAAGAAAACACGCUACUGCGUCAGCGACUAGAGCAGCGAACAGCCGACGUGCAGGUUCUUUGCGGACAUCGCAAGGAGCUUCUGCGCAUUCAACGCCUCCUCCGACGUCUGGGAUUGGAGGGGAAAUUGUCGGAUCCAGCCGUUGCGUCUUGCUCACAGGGACCUCAGCAAUCAUCGUGGCCGUCGCAGCCGCAGCUGCAACAGCAACGGGAUACGGAUGAUGCGUUGGAUCUACGUUUCAGCACUGUUCGCUCUUCUGCAUUGCGGUGGGAUCAAACGGCGGGGUCGCCCCUAUCGAAUUCCCACCAUCAUGCGUCUGAGUUAUCGCAGGUGAGCAAAGAGAUCGAGGCAGCUGCGGCUGCGGAGGGGCAGCAGCGACAAGCACGGCAGCAGACUCAGGGAGUAGAGAAAUCCUCAAGUGGCGUACUUAUCCCACAGUCCAUCGAGAUCAUGUCGUGA
Messenger RNA from Trypanosoma rangeli, 1848 nucleotides. RefSeq lists its product as uncharacterized. The record is from RefSeq and is a predicted model, not a curated record. Bases 1 to 1848 code for a protein of 615 amino acids. Gene Ontology annotation, biological process: cilium assembly. The transcript has a single exon. Lineage: Eukaryota; Euglenozoa; Kinetoplastea; Trypanosomatida; Trypanosomatidae. Gene Ontology annotation, cellular component: centriolar satellite.